AUGCUGGCCGCUUUGAUGACUUCCCUGUUCGGCCAAGAUGAUACAAAGUGUAUCUGUGUUAUAUUUAUUAUAUUGUCUUUUAUACCAUGCAUCUUUGUCUUUGCAGGUGAGCCAGCGCUAGCAAAGGAGAACAACUGCCUGAAUGCAGCGAAGGCCUGCAACCUAAACGACACCUGUAAGAAAUACCGUUCGGCUUACAUAAGCCCCUGCACCAGCCGAGUCUCAACGGCUGAAGUCUGCAACAAACGCAAGUGCCACAAGGCCCUGCGGCAGUUCUUCGACAAGGUGCCGCCCAAGCACAGCUACGGUAUGCUCUUCUGCUCCUGUCCUCUGGGGGAUCAGCUGGCCUGUUCUGAGCGGAGACGCCAGACCAUCGUACCAGCCUGUUCAUAUGAGGACAAGGAGAAGCCCAACUGCCUGGCACUGCAAGCGUCCUGCAAGACCAACUACAUCUGCAGGUCUCGUCUGGCUGAUUUCUUCACUAACUGUCAACCGGAGCCCCGCUCUCUCUCUGGCUGUCUGAAGGAGAAUUAUGCUGACUGCUUGCUGUCAUACUCUGGCCUCAUUGGCACGGUGAUGACCCCAAAUUAUCUGCGCUCACCCAAGAUCAGUGUGUCUCCAUUCUGUGAUUGUAGCAGCAGCGGCAACAGCAAAGAGGAAUGUGACAGAUUCACCGAGUUCUUCACUGACAACGGCUGCCUGCGUAAUGCAAUCCAGGCAUUUGGAAAUGGGACGGAUGUGAGCGUUUGGCAGCCAAUGCCCCCAGUGCAAACAACCACCACUAUGACAACACCAUCCCAGAGGAACAGAGAUAGAGAGAGAUCACCCAAUGCCAUAGAGCCAGGGACACAUCUCAAUCCGGCGGAUAACUCCCUUUACCAGUUCUGUGGAAGCCUCCAGGCUCAGAAGCUGAAUACAAACAACACAAUAGAUGUGUUAUGUGUGGACCCACAGAUCGAUGACCCCAGCUCCUCCAACACCAUCUCCAGGAAUUCGUCCACUCGGCAGGCAACUCUAUCAGGCCUUAGCUCUCUGCUGCUCCUGCUGGCUACCUCCUUGCACUGCAUCUUCACCAUAGCGAUGUUGUAGCCACCUAAGAACAUACAACAGGGACAGUCACAAUUUGUACAAAGUCGAUAGCUGUUCCUGGUCAAUCUGUUGUACUCGGUACUCUCUCUCUCUCUCUCUUAGUCCCUCCCUUCCUCUCUCUAGCUGUUCUUUUUUUUAAAAAAAGGGGUCAUAUGAUGCGAUUCAAUUUUUCUUUUCUCUUUGGAGUGUUACAAGCUCUUGGUGCAUAAAGAAGAUCUGUAAAGUUGAAAAGACUAAAGUGUCAAAUCCAAAGAGAUAUUCUUUAUAAAAGUUAAGAGUCAACCACGCCUACCUAAAACGCCUCCCACGUCUACUUCAAGAUUCAAGAUUCAAGAUUUUUUUUUUCGUCAGCUACACAGUUAUAUAGAGCAUAUAUAACCAGCAGUGUAAUGUGAGUCAGGUCCGCUCCAUGGACAGUGCAAUUAUUAAAGAA
Messenger RNA from Carassius auratus (goldfish), 1522 nucleotides. Its product is annotated as GDNF family receptor alpha-1-like. Gene Ontology annotation, cellular component: signaling receptor complex; external side of plasma membrane. The coding region runs from base 1 to 1089 and encodes 362 amino acids. The record is from RefSeq and is a predicted model, not a curated record. NCBI's taxonomy places the organism in Eukaryota, Metazoa, Chordata, Actinopteri, Cypriniformes, Cyprinidae. Gene Ontology annotation, molecular function: signaling receptor activity. Gene Ontology annotation, biological process: nervous system development. The transcript is spliced from 7 exons.